Molecule: messenger RNA, 2483 nt
Organism: Pseudophryne corroboree (corroboree frog)
Lineage: Eukaryota; Metazoa; Chordata; Amphibia; Anura; Myobatrachidae
Gene: SLC39A7
Product: solute carrier family 39 member 7
Exons: 8
Coding region: 150-1577 (475 amino acids)
Biological process (GO): intracellular zinc ion homeostasis; zinc ion transmembrane transport
Cellular component (GO): membrane
Molecular function (GO): zinc ion transmembrane transporter activity
Source: RefSeq, a predicted model, not a curated record
AACAUAGCACUAUAGAGUAGACAGAGUAUGGAUUGGACGGGGGAUGAUGACGCUUUUCCGGCCAUUCAGUUAUCGCGGUAGAGGGACCCGGAUCGUGCUGUGCCACGUCUGUAUCUGUCUGUGGCUGUGCCGGCUCCUGUGCAGGUGAGAUGGGGUGUAUACGUCGGACAAGAUGUUUGGCAGGCGCCGUGUUGUUGGCGCUGGUGGUGCUAAAUUUGUUAAUGAGUGCAGCAUUUGCGCAAAAUCACCAUGGUCACAGCCAUGGAGAACAUCAUCACGGACACAGCCACGAAGACCUCCAUCACGGGCAUAGCCACGGUCACCAUGGGCACAGUCAUGACGACCACAACGGGCACAGUCACAGUCAUGACGACCACCACGGGCACAGCCAUGGUCACAGUCAUGAAGACCACCACGGGCACAGCCACGGUCACAGUCAUGAAGACCACCACGGGCACAGCCACGGACAUAGUCCUGAGGAUCUUAAUGAAUUUCAGAACCGCUGGAAGCUGGGAGACGCACCAUCUCGAGGUGAAGCCGAGGAGCGCAUCAGAAGAGAGGUCACAAAUGAUGCUCCACCACCUUCCCCAGGGCCAAGGGAGAAGAUGGAGCCUUUAACACUAUGGACAUAUGCUAUCGGCGCCACGCUCCUGAUCUCCGCUGCUCCGUUCUUCAUCCUCUUCCUGAUUCCGGUGCAGUCCAACAGUAGCCAGCAUCAGUCCCUGCUCAAACUGCUCCUGAGCUUUGCUUCAGGGGGGCUGUUGGGAGAUGCCUUUCUGCACCUUAUCCCCCACGCCCUGGAGCCACACUCUCACCACCAGGAGGCAGAGGAGACUGCUGAUUCGCACGGCCACGGACACUCUCAUGAUCACAGCCACUCACACACGAUGUGCGUUGGCCUGUGGGUUCUGGCUGGGAUAAUCGCUUUCCUUGUGGUUGAGAAGUUUGUGCGUCAUUUAAAGGGGGAAGCAGGCCACGGUCACAGCCACGCUUCCACGGAAAUCUCAGCAAGUGCCUCCAAGGAAAAAGAAGACAAAGCAGAAGUGAAAGGGGAACUGAGACAGAGGAAAAAAGAAAAUAACGCUGCACAGACCAGCAAGACCGGAAAAGCGCAGCCCCCUCGAUCAGACAUGACCGUCUCCGGGUACCUGAAUCUCGCCGCCGAUUUCACCCAUAACUUCACGGACGGUUUAGCAAUUGGAGCCUCUUUCCUGGUCAGCAGCAGUGUCGGCAUUGUCACCACGAUCACCAUUCUCCUGCACGAGGUGCCCCACGAGAUUGGUGACUUUGCCAUCCUGGUUCAGAGCGGCUGCACCAAGAAGAAGGCAAUGAUGUUACAGCUCAGUACAGCUCUGGGGGCCCUUGCGGGCACCGCCUGCUCUCUCCUGGCUGAAGGAAUCGGCGAAGCGGCCACGUUGUGGAUUCUACCGUUUACUGCCGGUGGCUUCAUCUACAUAGCGACUGUCUCGGUCAUCCCGGAGCUACUUAAAGAUUCUCGUCCCGCUCAGUCAGUCCUGGAGACGUUCGGUCUGCUGCUAGGAGUUGCCAUGAUGGUUCUCAUUGCGCAGUUUGAGUAGGCAGCCUGUGACGUCAUCAAGCAAAAGGGGCAUGUGCCGAGAUACGACCUUUGGUCGGUGUAUGUCGCCGCUGGAUGCUGGUGACAUGUCUGUGACGUCAUGGGACAGUGGUGACAUCACAGCCUUAUCUCCCUUUGGAGAUGCAGUGGUGUUAUAAUGUGAUGUCAUAGUCCACUCCACUUCAUUUUAAUCGUUAUGCUGAAUUUACUUAUUCUGGGCCAAACCGCAACCUAAAUGCGAAACACCAAACCCUGACCGUCAGCGCUGGCCUGUCUCGUUGUUUCCAAACCGCAGUCCAGAGCAGUUCUUACUUUACUCCAUUCCAUUAAUUAGCUUUCUAUUUGCAGGUAUAUUAUCGGGAACAGAGGUGGGUCAGAAUUCCCGGCCACUGGAUCAGAAGAAACGUUUAUAAGUGAUCCCUAAUGUCUUUUCACUUCCUCGCAAAUACAAAAACCAGGUGUAGGACAUUUUCUACAUCCUAUGUGGGCUAUAGAGAACUAGAGAAGAAGUAGCGGUGAUGGGAGAUUAGAUGUAAUCUAUGUACAUGUUUAAUUAGAUAUCUGGAGUCUAUAGUGCAGAGGAGACGGCAACAAUUAGUCUUUCAGCUCAUGUUACACCCUGUGCUAUGUCUAGAUGUCAGCUUGUCUGAACUAGGGUUCCGCAUUGCCCUUUUUAUGCUUGACGUCCCAUGGAGACGGCGCCCCCUGGCUGGCGGGCGGGCAGUGAGGUCGUACACUCCUGCCUGCUUUAGGCUAUGGCUCUCUCCGUAUCCAUAUGCUUUAUGUGGGCUGAUGGAACCUCUUAUUUUGAUUUCAUGAAGACUUUUUGUUUGUAUUCCUCCAUAUUUUUAUUUUUUAUUUUAACUAACUGGAAUAAAACAAUGGGAAUAAAAAGAAUGAAGAUAUA